This is a messenger RNA of Argentina anserina (silverweed cinquefoil), 1347 nucleotides long. RefSeq names its product ferredoxin--NADP reductase, leaf isozyme, chloroplastic. The transcript has 9 exons. NCBI's taxonomy places the organism in Eukaryota, Viridiplantae, Streptophyta, Magnoliopsida, Rosales, Rosaceae. Bases 162 to 1253 code for a protein of 363 amino acids. Gene Ontology annotation, molecular function: NADPH dehydrogenase activity. Gene Ontology annotation, cellular component: chloroplast thylakoid membrane protein complex. The record is from RefSeq and is a predicted model, not a curated record. Gene Ontology annotation, biological process: electron transport chain.
GGCCUCAAAUCUCUACCACCAAUCUAUGAUCCAGUACCAACCAAAAAAAGAUCUCAAUUUUUUCUCAUACUAACACCAUUCACAACCCCAUAAAACAUCACACAUUGCUUCUCUUUAUCUUCUUCUUGUUCUUCUUCUUCAUAACCCUUUAACACAGAGCCAUGGCUGCAGCUGUAACUGCUGCUGUUUCAUUCCCAUCCUCCAAGUCCUCCACUCUCCCAACCAGAACCUCUCUUAUCUGCCCUGAAAGAAUCACCCUUAAGAAGGUUUAUAGAGAAGCUUCUGCUGGUGGGAGAGUGGUUUCUGUCAGAGCCCAAGUCACCACCACUGAGACUGCACCACCUGCCAAGGCUGUAAAGCAUUCCAAGAAGCAAGAGGAAGGUGUGGUUGUGAACAAAUACAAACCCAAGAACCCUUACACUGGAAGAGUCCUACUCAACACAAAGAUCACUGCUGAUGACGCACCUGGUGAGACCUGGCACAUGGUCUUCAGCACUGAUGGAGAAAUUCCCUACAGAGAGGGCCAGUCUAUUGGAGUAAUUCCAGAUGGUAUUGACCCUAAGAAUGGGAAGCCUCACAAGCUCAGGCUCUACUCAAUUGCCAGCAGUGCCCUUGGUGACUUUGGUGACUCCAAAACUGUUUCUCUGUGUGUGAAAAGGCUCGUGUACACCAAUGAGGCAGGUGAAACUGUUAAAGGGGUGUGCUCAAACUUUUUGUGUGACUUGAAGCCAGGGAGUGAAGUGACCAUGACAGGACCAGUUGGUAAAGAAAUGCUUAUGCCAAAAGAUCCUAAUGCAACCAUCAUCAUGCUUGGAACUGGUACUGGAAUUGCUCCAUUCAGAUCAUUCUUGUGGAAAAUGUUCUUUGAGAAGCAUGAAGACUACAGGUUUGAAGGUUUGGCUUGGCUGUUUUUGGGUGUUCCCACAAGUAGCUCACUGCUAUACAAAGAGGAAUUUGAGAAGAUGAAAGAGAAGGCCCCCCAGAACUUCAGGCUCGACUUUGCUGUCAGCAGAGAGCAAACCAACGAGAAGGGCGAGAAGAUGUACAUUCAAACCAGAAUGGCUCAGUAUGCAGAAGAGCUAUGGCAAUUACUUAAAAAGGACAACACCUACGUCUACAUGUGCGGUCUCAAGGGAAUGGAGAAGGGUAUUGAUGAGAUCAUGUUGUCAUUGGCUGCCAGAGACGGCAUUGACUGGCUAGACUACAAGAAGCAGUUGAAGAAAGCAGAGCAAUGGAAUGUGGAAGUCUACUAAUUUCUGGUCACUUUGUACAAAUAUCUCUCUCCCUUUUACUAUAAACACGCCAUUCUUGAAUGAUUUCCACUGCAGUAUGUAGAUAGGUAAAGUA